AUGGCGCACAAUGCCGAGGAUCAACUCGGUGACGGCCCAGUUCUGCCGCUUCUAGCAAACCAAGGAAACCUACCUGAUCCUCUUCUGGCUACCGACAUAGCUGACAGCGACAUUGACUCCGGAUAUGGCGACUCGAUUCGCGACGAGGCCGGUUCAAUUUCCAGCUCCUUGAGCAGUCUUUAUCCUCCACAGUAUCAUUACGGUCGUCGCUACCACGGCCUAAAUCCUGGCUCCUAUCAGAUUCCCGAUGAUGACCUGGAACAAGCUCGUCUGAGCAUGGUGGAUUACAUGUUCCAGCUGGUUCUCCAUGAACGCCUUCAUCUCGCCCCGGUACCGUCCAGUGCCGCCGUACUGGACAUUGGCACCGGGACUGGCCACUGGGCUGUCCAGUUUGGAGACCAAUAUCCCGACGCCACGGUCCUCGGCAUCGAUCUCAGCCCCAUCCAGCCCCAGUGGGUGCCGCCCAACGUCCGUUUCGCCCUCGAUGAUGUCGAGCAGGACUGGCAGGACGAUGAGCCUUACGACUAUAUACACUGCCGGUACAUGGGCGCCACCUUAAGUGAUUGGCCACGCCUAUUCUCGCAAGCCUUUAACAACCUGCAACCGGGAGGCUGGCUCGAGCUUCAGGAACUGGUCAACGUGGUGCUGACCGAGUCGAGCCAAGACCCCAAUACUCCCUCCGCAUCAUCACACCAGCCUGUCGCGCCAGAGCACCCCAUCGCCAGACUAAUCGACAAUCUCACAAUUGCGUUCGACAAGCUUGGCCGUCCUUUCAACCCAGGGCCAAACUUCAAGCGCUGGUGCGAGGAGGCCGGCUUCCGUAAUGUCACGGAGCGCCAUUUCACGGUACCCAUCGGUGACUGGCACCCGGAACCUCGCAUGCGCGAGCUGGGGUCCCUCAUGGCCGUCAACCUCACCGAGGGCGUCGACGCCUACACGACCAAGGUCUUCCAGGACACACUAGGCUGGGACCCGAAGGACAUAGCAGAUCUUAAUGCCGAUGUACGGGCGGCGGUACAGCAAUCUAGCAGAGACAAGUUGCUGUAUGAACUGGUGGUUGUGACGGCGCAGAAGCCACAUUGA
Clonostachys byssicola is the source of this 1083-nucleotide messenger RNA. The record is from the annotation of a GenBank genome assembly. NCBI's taxonomy places the organism in Eukaryota, Fungi, Ascomycota, Sordariomycetes, Hypocreales, Bionectriaceae.